AUGAAGAUCCGUAGGAGGCACACGUUCUUCUCCGACAAGAUAUGCAUUGUCGGGGAGGAUAGUAAAGUCACAAAAGUGGAUUUUGGAAAAGAAACAAGGAAUGCAUUUUCUGCAACUAUUCAUAAUUAUGUUCCAAGUACAAACGAUGACGUUGAACAGAAGGAAAGACCUCUAGAUGAAGGGAUCAUCGAGACCGCAAAAGAAGAUGAGAUGAUAAUGAAGCAACGUAUGAUCAACAAAGGUCUUAAAGUCACAGAGGACAGAGAGAGCGACACUUACAAGAUCGAGAGUGAUGCAGUGGUAGUGGGUUCUAGCUGUGGUGGAGGAGUUGCAGCUGCAAACCUAGCAAAGUCAGGCCUUAGAGUAGUAGUUCUCGAGAAAGGGAACUACUUUGUGCCACGAGACUACUCUACUCUCGAAGAAUGGUCAGUGGAUCGAAGGAUUCCAAUAUUUUCUAGAGAGAAAUAUAAGGCGGCUAUGAAUAUAGUUGCUAACACCUAA
Arabis nemorensis is the source of this 501-nucleotide messenger RNA. Lineage: Eukaryota; Viridiplantae; Streptophyta; Magnoliopsida; Brassicales; Brassicaceae. The record is from the annotation of a GenBank genome assembly.